ACUCCUCCCAAAGCUCCAUUCAUUGGCCCCGCAGCACCGGGUCGGCUGGGCUCGCUUCCGCUCAGCUACAGAGCUGCUGCCUCGUGGGCCCACCAGGGUAGGAUUCCCGGGGGCUUUGUCUGACUGGGCUGGGCCAGGGCGGAAUGGGGGUUCUGGUGGUGCUCUUGGGGGUGCUGAACUUCCUGGGGGCAGCUCUGGGGGACUCCCCUGCCCUCCACUUGCACAGCACCUCCUGCCACUUGGCCAGACCCAUCUCUGGCAGCCCUUUGGGGUUCCUUAGCUUCUUGGGCAAGGAUGCCCAGGGACUAGCCCUGUUCCAUGCCCGCUGGGAUGGGCACGGGAGGCUGCAGGUGUGCAGCCGGCAGGAUGAGCCAGAGCUCACUACAGCCUUCAGUACCCUCUGUGCUGGUGAGAUCACCCGGGACUCCUUCAUCCACACCCCUGGACCUGAGCUGCAGAGAGCCCUGGCCACCCUUAAGCGUCAGCGGGAGGCCUGCAGAGGGCCUGCUGAGAGUCCAGCAGAGACCAGGGAGAAGAGAGCAGCAGGGCAGAGUGGAGCGCCUGGCAUGGGGAACCAGCGAGUGAAGAGAGGCUGGACCAUGCCUGGCACACUGUGGUGUGGAGUUGGGGAUUCUGCCGGGAACACCUCGGAGCUGGGGGUCUUCCAGGGCCCCGAUCUCUGCUGCCAGGAACACGACCGCUGCCCACAGACUGUCUCACCCUUCCAGUACAACUAUGGCAUCCGAAACUACCGACUCCACACCAUCUCCCACUGCAACUGUGAUGCCAGGUUCCAGCAGUGCCUGCAUAACCAGCGGGACUCCAUCUCUGACAUCGUGGGCGUGGCCUUCUUCAACGUGCUGGCGAUCCCCUGUUUCGUCCUGGAGGACCAGGAGGCCUGUGUGGAGUGGUACUGGUGGGGCGGGUGUAGAACAUAUGGCUCUGUAUCCCUCGCCCGUCUCCAGCCCAGGACCUUCUACAAUGCCUCCUGGAGCUCCCUUGCCAUUCCCCUGACUCCCAGUCCUCAGAACCCAGCACCCAGCAAGCCUCGGUGGAUUCAGCACCCUCAGAAGUGGCCAGCACAGCAGAAAGAGUCCGAGUACCCCAGCCAAGCCAAUGCCACAGCCCUCCAGGCCCCUGUGGCCUCCCCUGGGCCUGAUGUGGCCUCCAUAGUCCAGCUGGAGGUCACUGAUUCAGGCCUCCAGGGACUAUGGCGUGGCCUAAAACCUCAAGGUGCCCGCCAGGCCUGCCGCGGCUUCCGCCGCCUGGACCAGUGUGAGCAUCAGAUCGGGCCCCAGAAGACCAAGUUCCAGCUGUUCAACGAUGCCCGUGAACCCCUCUUCCACUGCAACUGCACGCGCCGUCUGGCACGCUUCCUGAGGCUCCACAGCCCACCUGUGGGCGCCAACAUACUUUGGGAGCUGCUGGGCAUGACCUGCUUCAAACUGGCCCCUCCACUGGACUGUGCUGAGGGCAAAGGCUGUUCCAAAGACCCCAGGGCCAUCAAGGUGUCAGCUCGGCACCUGCGGCAACUUCAGCAGAGGCAACUCCAGCUCCAGGGGACAGGCACAGACAACAGGCAGGCAUGGACUUCAGAGCACCCAAAGGCCCCGAUGUCAUUCUAUGACCGGUGUCUGCAGCUGACCCAGGGAGCCGGAGGACCUGAAGGACAGCAGAAAUCCUGGAACCAGUGACCUCAGUUCCAGCUCUCCUGGGCACAAGACUGGACCUCGUUCCUGGCUUUGCUAGGCCCUGGGGGUCUCAGCUUCCCCUCCACGUGUUAGACUGAAGCAUGGACGGGCUCUUGUGGAUAGCCAGAGGGCUGCAUGGGUAUGGUGGGGGGGCCAAGACCCAAAUGCUGGACCACGUCUCCUGCUGUGCUGGGUGAUCUUGGGCUGGUGACACAACCCCUCUGUGCUUGGAUGUGGUAUUCAGGAGGCUCAUUCUGCUGCCCCAGGCUUGGGCCUUCCCAGAGAAAUUAACAUCCAGAUGGGAAUGGGGAGAAGGUAACAUUGCAGCAGCCCCAGGAGGUACCAGGAGGAGGUACAUAUAUGUCUAUGUUGCAAAAUUAAUGCAUGUCUCAAGAACUUGCCCAGGGAAGCCCCAGCGUCUGCCUGCUGAGGUCUAGGGCAGCAGGUGGGGAAUGAGGGAUGUCACAGAAGUGCCUGUGUCUGAAUCCAGGGUGGCGGAAGCUAGAAAGGGGCUUCCCAACUCACCUCCCCAGGGGACCCCUUCGCUUAACAGCUCCUAUGCUCUUCCUGGCCCAGCCCUGGCCCAUUCUUUCUGCCCUAGACCUAAAUUCAGAUCUCCCCCGUGCCCUUAAGCAAAAGACCGCCUUCAUUCUGAGCCUUAGUUUCCUCGUCUGAAAAAGGGGAGUGUAAACAGGACCUACCUCACAGGGUUGUUGAGAAUUAAGCGAACCAACUCACGGACAGCACUCAGCACCUAGUAAAUGUUCCCUCCCUCCAGCACACAGCCAAACUGUGCUUAGGCGUCUGAUUUUUUUUUUUUUUUUUUUUUUUGCGGUACGCGGGCCUCUCACUGUUGUGGCCUCUCCCGUUGUGGCGCACAGGCUCCGGACGCGCAGGCUCAGCGGCCAUGGCUCACGGGCCCAGCCGCUCCGCGGCAUGUGGGAUCUUCCCGGACCGGGGCACGAACCCAUAUCCUCUGCAUCGGCAGGCGGACUCUCAACCACUGAGCCACCAGGGAAGCCCUAGGCAUCUGAUUUUUAAAGGUUCACAUAACCUCUUGGAGGUCUCAGUUUGCUCACCUGUGAAAUGGAGCUAAGAACUACACUGAACUCAACACCACAACUUGUGGUGCAGCUUAAAGGACAUGGCAUGUGUAAUGUAUACAGCUGGUGCCUGGUAACUGUCAGAUCUGUCAUCCUCUCAUCUCUUUAGUCCCUUCCUCUGACUGCCCCCAACCCUAGACUGCUAACAAGUUAGGAAGAAGUCAGGAGUGAGGCUGGAGAAUUUAAUUCCUAAUUGAUGACCUCUAGGUUUGCUCCCCCAUCCCAGAUGGGGGCUGGGAUAGGGGUUUGCUGAUUGUCACAGUUGAGGUGCCAGGACCAAGUUUGGGGGACCCCAGUUGGCCACCCCUGGCCAGAACAGAGUGGCAGGUGCACAUAAAGCUGGAGCAGCAGCAGGAGGGAGGCAGGUGGGUUUGCAGAAGAUUGGGGCAGAGCCCCAGGGGGCCACCUGGGCCUGCCUGCCCACCUCACCCUCAGGGCCCCAGGCCCCCUUCCUCCAGGCCCUGCUGACCCUGGGGGCUGGGAGACAGGCUGUCGGGGGCCGGGGCCUCCCGAUUGGGUCCCCAGGAGCUGCCACCACCGGGGUCUACGGUCUCUAGGCGCAAGGCAGGCAGCAACCCCAGGCUUUGAGGCACAGAUGGUGGGAAGGCCCAGGACCCAGGCAGCCCAGGGGGCCCCUCCUCACUGUUGCCCCGGCUGCCACCAUCACUGCCCCCGUUGGGGGCUACCUGAGGCAGGCGGCGGCUCUGGGGCGAGGGGCUUCGGCUGGUGCCACGGCGUUCACAGGACGAGGGCUGCAGGGCGAGGCUGGGGAAGCGGGCCAGACCUGGGCUUCGGCUACGGUGCCGCUUGGACUUGCCAGGGCUUGGGCUGCGGGACUUGGAUGCAAGCAGCUCCAGGGUGCUGUCAUCCUCGUCCUCCGAGCUGGCACCCGAGCUGUCUGUGCUGCUGCUGGCCAGCUCCGAGGUAGGCAGUGAGAUCUGGGGGGAAGGCUGGUCACUGGGGUGCCCCUCUCCCCAACCGGCCACUGAGGCCUCUGGGAACCACUCCUGCCCUCCCCCUUGGCAGACCCAGGAAGGUCAGGAUACUUGUAGGAGGUCACAGAACAGAAUGUAGAAGCUGUAGAGGACUUUGAGUACUCCUUUGGCGCCCCUGACCCUGCAGCCUGGCCUACUUACCUGGAAGGGCUCAGUGACCCCGAUAAGGAUGCUGUGGGUGUGGCUAUAAUAGCCCAGGAUGAAGUCUCCGUGACCCUUGGGCAGUGACUCCUCACUGAAUGUCACCUGGUGGGCCAGGGGGUUUAGGCCCAGGUUGGGAUGAGGGAGGCAGCCUCAGGACCCUUCAAGCUGAAUCCUGAGCCCCCAAGGGCAAUGGGGACUUCCUCCCACUCUCCCCCUCCCCUUAAGUACCUGGUAGAUGUUCCCAUCCACAUCCUCGUGUUUGGCCCAGACAUAAGCCACGUAGUCCUUGCAGUGGCGGAAACCCACCUGGGGCGAGAGCAAUCAGGGUCGUGACCCCUAAGGUCUGACCCCAGCAGCCUGAAACUCUGGGGAAGCCAGGGACCCCACAUGGGUCCCUGGCUGCCCCUUCAGGCCCUUCCUUCCCCGAUGUACCGACCACCCCUGCCCGUCUCACCCGGUACAAGCCGAUCCAGUCCCAGGAGCUGCGGGCGAACACCGUCUCUAUGCGGUACCUCACCACAGCCUGCUCCGGCCGCACCCACUCGUCUGCCACAUCCAGCCGCACAAGCGGCACUUCGUCUCUGAAGGCAAACUGCCCAGGGGCAGGGGGCAACAUCAGGGGAGACCCUCUAGUAUUCUAUGCACCUAGAGUCCUUGGGCCUGCGUCAGCACAAAUUGGCUGAGAUGAAGGGCCUUUGAAGCCAAUGCACAGGCUGGGAAACUGAGGAAGAACAGGUCUAGGAUGAAUGCCAGGUUUCCUGCCUCCCAGCUCAGGGCUCUUUUUGUCCUUAGCCUCCUUAGGGAGUGAGUGAGAACACAGCUUUGAAGCUUAGUAGACUGUGGGUUUGGCCCUGGCUCUGCCAUUGUUAUGCAGUGUGACCCAAGGUGAGUUUCUUGACCUCUCUGAAUAGAAGGGCUCCUGUCCUUAAACUCUGAUGAUCUUAUUUAACUCUUGGGGUUGCUCUGCAGAUUCAAUGAGAUACCAUAUAAAGCAUCCUAUAAACUUCUCAGUAUACAGUAGGUGCUCAAUGAAUGACUUGCCUAUAAGCUAACAAAGGAGUCCCAUGAUGCACUGGAUAUUCUGGAGUAAAGUGAACACCCAUGAGCAGGCAAGAAGAGCUCUGGGUAGAUGGCUGGAGACCGUCCAGGCUCUGCUACUAACCUGCUUCAUGACCUCAGAUAAGCCCCUCAUCAGGCUAAGUAAGACUCAGUUUCCCCACCUGUAUUAAGGAACCACUAUUAACCUUGUCUAUCAUCAGUCCAUGGAGACAAAAGAAUCUUCUCUUCUCAGGGUCACCCCAGGCUGAGCAGGGGUUCACCAUGUGGAUGGGGUUGCUGGGGUGGCAGGUGGCCAGGGUACUGGCUUCACCUCUGUCCCUCAGGGAAAGACUCGGUGGUGCCAGCCUCAGGCUUUGUCUGCUCCCCUGUUUAUCUGGUUUCAACUUUCUCUCCCUCCUCAGCUUCUAAGCCAAGCUGCUCCAGAAGAAACCAGCACAUCCUCUCCCUGCCUGUGGGUUCCUAACAACAGGUCUGGCCAGGUUGCGCUCUUGGAAAUACCCUUUAGGGCCUUGUGGGGUCAAAACUCCUUCUGAGUCCUGUGCUGUGUUGCUUUGGAUAAGAGAUUUAAGUUCUCUGAGCCUCUGUUUCUCUCAUCAGUAAAACUGGGAGGAGAAUUUAGACAUCCUCAGGGCCUACCACAGUAUUCAAAGGGAUGACAUACAUGAAGUAGGCUACGCAGGCUCUGGCAUAUAGUAGGUGCUCAACAGGUAAUGUUUUACAAGAGACAGGGUUCUAGAUAAGGAGGGAAGGAUAGGGCACCCAAAAGGAGUGGUUCUCAAGGUGAGGUCCCUGAUUGGGGGUUAAACCUCACACUCAAGGCUUUUACCAAAUGUCAUGGGAGGCCAGACACGGGCAGAUUUCCAUUCCCAGCUGAGGACAUUGGCCACUGUCCCUCUGACUGACCAUAUGACAAAGUUAGCAGGGAAAACAUUCUCUGGUCUGCUGGGCUCCCUCUUAUCAGAUCAAGAGAAUCGGAGAGCCCAGAGUUGAGUUUCAGGACUGGAAAUUGGGCUCCACCCCACUCUGCUGCUGAGCCUGUGUGCAACUUGGGGCGCAUGCCUACUCCACUAACAGAAAGUUGGACUACAUGGUCUCUAAGAUCCAGUUCUGACAUUCUCGGAUUUCCCCUUUUUCCUUUGGCAGCUAGGAGCCCCAAUCCUAAACACAGGGGCUUCCCUGGUGGUGCAGUGGUUAAGAAUCCACUUGCCAAUGCAGGGGACACGGGUUCGAGCCCUGGUGUGGGAAGAUCCCACAUGCCAUGGAGCAACCAAGUCCAUGCGCCACAACUACUGAAGUCUGCAUGCCUAGAGCCUGAGCUCCGCAACAAGAGAAGCCACUGCAAUAAGAAAUCCGCACACCACAAUGAAGAGUAGCCCCCGCUCGCCGCAACUAGAGAAAGCCUGCGCGCAGCAAGAAGACCCAACGCAACCAAAAAUAAAUAUAUAAAUCAAUAAAAAUUUAUAAUUAAAAAAAUCCUAAACACAAUGCUAAAUUUUAUAGUAACUAUAUAGGGUUUAGCUUUGUAUUUUUUUGUAUCUCUACUCCCCCUCCCCAUCACAUAUGGUAAGAUGGUAAAAAAAUAAUAAAUGAAUGUGAAUGAAUGCUA
Orcinus orca (killer whale) is the source of this 6598-nucleotide messenger RNA. RefSeq names its product phospholipase A2 group III (gene PLA2G3). The coding region runs from base 144 to 1694 and encodes 516 amino acids. The record is from RefSeq and is a predicted model, not a curated record. Gene Ontology annotation, molecular function: A2-type glycerophospholipase activity. NCBI's taxonomy places the organism in Eukaryota, Metazoa, Chordata, Mammalia, Artiodactyla, Delphinidae. Gene Ontology annotation, biological process: arachidonate secretion; phospholipid metabolic process. The transcript has 7 exons.